Carassius auratus (goldfish) is the source of this 1045-nucleotide messenger RNA. Its product is annotated as forkhead box protein G1-like. Gene Ontology annotation, molecular function: sequence-specific double-stranded DNA binding; DNA-binding transcription factor activity. The transcript has 2 exons. The record is from RefSeq and is a predicted model, not a curated record. Gene Ontology annotation, cellular component: nucleus. Gene Ontology annotation, biological process: regulation of transcription by RNA polymerase II. The coding region runs from base 1 to 1041 and encodes 346 amino acids. Lineage: Eukaryota; Metazoa; Chordata; Actinopteri; Cypriniformes; Cyprinidae.
AUGACUGAGCCUUUACAUGUUCCUCAAACUUCAGCUCCACGUGUCCCGGAUCGAGCAGGAGUGAAACUCUCAGUGAGGCACAGACGAUAUGAAGUCCACAAAACCUCCAGACACCUUCAGAGGAGCAGGAGAGACAUUAAUGUGCUCGGACAGACGUUCAGAGGGAGGGACUCAUGCUCCAUUCACAAUUCCUGCAAUUUGAUGCAGACUCUUGAUGCGGAGGACCAGCCGUCUAAAAAGGGAAAGAAGUUCGACAAACCUCCGUUCAGCUACAACGCGCUCAUCAUGAUGGCGAUCAGACAGAGUCCAGAGAAGCGGCUCACGCUCAACGGCAUCUACGAGUUCAUCAUGAAGAACUUCCCGUAUUACCGGGAGCACAAGCAGGGCUGGCAGAACUCCAUCCGGCACAAUCUGAGUCUCAAUAAGUGUUUCGUCAAGGUCCCGCGGCAUUAUGACGAUCCUGGGAAAGGGAACUACUGGAUGCUGGAUCCUUCCAGUGAUGAUGUGUUUAUCGGCGGAACCACCGGGAAGCUCCGCCGGCGCUCGGCGACCUCGCGGGGAAAGUUGGUGAUGAAAAGGGGCCUCCGCUUCGCGCCCCUCGGUCUCGGGCUUGGUGAACGCCCGAGCAACCCGCUUUAUUGGCAGCUGUCUCCGUUUUUACCCCUGCACCAUUCGCAUUAUAACGGCUCCACGCACGGAUUUCUAAACCAGGGGCACGCGUACGGGUCGUUACUCCACGGCGUGGAGCCGCUCGGGAACGGGGACAUGUCUCGCCCCAUUCUGGGAGCCUCUAGCGGGAGUAUCAACGGGUACGGUGUGUCUCCGCCGUCCGCCGCCGGAUUACUUUCAGGGCACAAUGGAUACUUCGUACCGGGCGCGCAGCAGCCGCUCCCGAGCGCGCCGGGAUACUGCAUCUCCAGCUCUCCGUCCCCGCUGCUGACGGAUUCCAUAAGAACUAGCUUACCGUCCUUCACAGCUCCACUCUCCAGCGGACUUCUGUCUCAACACAAACGCAUCGCGCCCAAUUCGUUCCUAAGCUGAGCUU